AGCUAAGAUCUACAUAACUUGGUGCAUAUGUCCGAAUGACAGCUGCGCAAGACCUAUUCUUGAUUGUAUCAAAAUUUGCAAAUUGGUCUUUAUUAAACGUAGUUCUUACUGGAUGGUCAAUAUUUGUGUUCGUAAUUCAUGAGCCAAACAUAUCCUUUGGUUCGAUACAGGAUACGUAUUGUUUUACUCAGUGUGGUAACAGUUUAAAGCAAUGCAAAUAUUCUACACGGAAAAGCGUAAUAAUUGAAGCUGAAAAGAAAAGGAAGAAGAAAAGAUGCCAUUCCAACUAUACGACGCUUAAUCUUGUAGUCAAAUCUGGAAAUCUUCAAAUUUAAUUUAGUGCGGCUGGACUGUGUUUUAAAACGUUUCUCUGCACUUUUACUGAACCGUGUUAUGGCUAAGUAAACUGUGGCUCAAUGUGACCAUAAUUUAUCGCUAUAAAUCCACAUCGAGUUACAGCAUUGAACGACAGUGUUCCAGCGUGCUAAAUCAAACAAAGGACAUACGCGUACACCAAGAAGAUUUAAAAAAUGCUUAAAGGUCGACGGACGCGUAAUGCUGAAAAGAUUUCUGCCAAACCUGUUCAUGAUGACACUGCCAGCCCAAAGCGUAAGGAUAUUAAAUACGCAUCUAAAGACAAUAACGACAACGUUAAAACGGCUCAACAGAUAAGUCCCAUUACUGCUAAGCUUCAUGUGGUGGAGCCUAUGAAGCUUCGUGGUGGUCGUGCAAAAACAUCGGACAUAUCACAAUAUUUGGAAAAAAAAGCUUCAAAUCCUAAAAUUAAAGAUGUCAUAACGUGUAUACCUCUACCGCAAACUGAGGAUCAAAUAAUCGACAUUACAAAUGAAAAUGCGGAUAACUCUUUCGAGGUGCAAUUGCUAGAUUCACCUGCUUCAGAAAUAAGAGACGAAGUAAUUGACACCAAACAAUCAAUUAAUAAUAACAUAUUUCUACAGGAACCAGUGUUAAGCUUAAAUUUCGCUAAAGUAUCGAACGCUCAAAACCAUACAUUUACAAUGAUGCACAAUUCUUUUCUAACAAGCUCAGAAAUAAAAAGUGAUCCCUUUUCAUCAUCAUUGCAACCAAAGAUAAACUCAUUCUGGAAGGUCAACUGUUUGAAAAGCUCUGAAGAACACAAAAAAACAUCAAUUACAAAUGUUGAACAGCACGUACUAGAUCUCUCUAAACCGACACAGGUGACUCAGAUCGAUUCUACUACCACUGCGGAAAUUUUACUGCACGAUGGAGAAAAUUCUUGCGAUAGUGGUGACAGUGGCGUUGUUAUCCUAUCAGGAUCUGACGGAUCUGUUAUAACGAAGUCGCAUUCAAAUAACCAAUCCGAAUCGACAAUGAACAGUGACCAAACAGAAAAUUCUGAAAAACGAAAAAAACCAGCAACUCCUCAUCGAAUUCUGUGCCCCUCGCCUGCUAAAACUGCGAUAAUUUAUUUACAAAGUCCACCUGGAUUGUUAAAUGUGGCUUCUUCGGAUAACAGUCGUAUUAAAAGACGUACCGGGAUCAACAAAACUCGCAAAAGGUUGAUUGUUAAAGAUGAUGCAAAUACUAACGGACUACCCACAGAAGUGAAAGCAGAAUUAAAACCACAAAAACAAAAUGAUUCUGAAAGUGAAAUGAUUACUGCAAUAGAGCCGGGAGAGAAAAAACUCGUGCAAAAUCGUAAACUUAUUAUUGAACCCACAAAUGCUAAACAGACAACUGGUGGUAGUAAAAAAAUUACGGAAUUCUAUCCAAUUAGACGAAGUGUACGCAAAACAAAAAAAGAGGUACAAGUGGAACGGGACCGUGAUAUUGAACAAGCCAUUCGGGAAGGACGCGAAGAAGGACUGAAGAUCGAGCAUUUUGAAGGAAAGGGCCGUGGCAUUGUAACAACACGCCCUUUCUUUAAAGGCGAAUUUGUUGUAGAAUAUAUUGGCGACCUUAUAAGUGUUUCAGAAGCGAAACAACGAGAACAAAUAUAUGCAAAGGAUGAUAAUACUGGAUGCUACAUGUACUACUUCAGACACAAGAAUCUUCAACAUUGUAUUGACGCAACAGCAGAGAGUGGAAGGUUUGGGCGGUUAGUUAACCAUUCUCGAAAUGGUAAUUUGGUUACCAAAACUGUACCCAUUAAUAAUCGGCCACAUCUUGUUCUUAUUGCCAAAGAGGAUAUUGAAAAAGGUGCUGAAGUGACUUAUGAUUAUGGGGACCGGUCAAAAGAAGCAUUACAACAUUAUCCAUGGUUGGCAUUAUAAUUAAGCAUCAACAUGAAAGCGUAUGCUUGACUUAUUGAACCUAGUUAAUUUUUUUUUGCGAAAGGCCCUUAUUCUUAUUAGUUUGUAGCUUAUGUGUUUUCAUAAUAGUUUAUGUAUGUAAUGUAAUACAAAUUUGUGUACAUGUCUUUCUCGGUAUUUGCAAACAAAACGUUCAAAUGCAAGAUACUUAGGGAAUAAACGAUAAAUAAUAUGGCUCACUAACAAUCAUUUAAAUGUUUUUGAUUUAUGUAAGGUACUGCAAUUUAAGACUAGUUUUCCUUAGUUCUUUAAGGAAUACAAUAGUAACAGACUUCGAUAAACAGUCAAUCUAUAUAAAUCCUACAAACUAUAUUAAACAAAAUAUGUGGAUGGUCGCAUAA
This is a messenger RNA of Anopheles funestus (African malaria mosquito), 2635 nucleotides long. It is a transcript of the gene Set8, whose product is annotated as histone-lysine N-methyltransferase PR-Set7. Bases 531 to 2255 code for a protein of 574 amino acids. Lineage: Eukaryota; Metazoa; Arthropoda; Insecta; Diptera; Culicidae. Gene Ontology annotation, molecular function: protein binding; histone H4K20 methyltransferase activity. The record is from RefSeq and is a predicted model, not a curated record. The transcript is spliced from 5 exons.